GAUCACCGCUCUGCUUCCGCUUCACUGGAACGGUCUCAUUCGUUCGAUGUGGCGUCCUGCUCCUCCUCCUCUCCGUCUCAAAUUCCUUGCGCCCGCCGCCGCAGCCGACACCGCUGUCAUGUCCUCUUACCAACGUCCCCAUCGAGGCGGUCGAAAUCGAUGGGGCAGAAGCUUCUCCGGCCAACCCAACCGCGGCGGAAGAGGCAAUAUAGUCACAGGAGACUCGCACUUGGACUCUGUUCGAGAAACGAACCUAGGCUUCAGUCGAGGAAAUUUCUCCAAUCAGUACUCCUUUCAGCCUCAGCAGUUCGGUUAUAACCCUAGGUCUCCAUAUCCUUACAACAACCAAAACCAGCAAUUUCGCCAGCCGCCGCCUAAUCCUCAUCCGUACAGCCGUUAUAAACCGCCCCGCCAACCGUUUGAUCAAAAUCAGGCGGCUAAGCCCUUCCGUCCCCGCUAUUCCAAGCCCUGGGACUUCCGGGAAUGGGAAUACGCUAAAGCUCUACCGCCUCGGCGUGCUGAUAGAUUUAUUGUUCUUUCAUAUAAUAUAUUGGCGGAUUACCUUGCUAGUACCCAUCGGAAUCUUUACUUCCACAUACCUUUCCAUAUGAUGAGUUGGGAAUGGAGGAUGAGGAAUUUAAUGUUUGAGCUCGGUUUAUGGUCAGCAGAUAUUUUGUGCUUUCAGGAGGUUGAUAGAUUUCAUGACUUGGAGCAGCAGUUGAAGUCAAUGGGAUAUAGUGGCAUUUGGAAGAUGCGAACUGGCAAAGCAAUUGAUGGUUGUGCAAUCUUUUGGCGACUGUCAAGGUUCAAGUUGCUUCAUGAAGAAUAUAUAGAGUACAACCAGCAUGAACUUCGGGAUAAUGUUGCCCAGAUAUGUAUUCUUGAGUUGUUGAGCCAAAGUUCCUCCGAGAAUACAGCAGAUCUAAAAAGCUCAGCAAAUUCAAAUAAAGUUGUCGUCUGUAACAUUCACGUCCUAUAUAAUCCAGGAAGAGGAGAAAUUAAGCUUGGUCAGGUUAGAAGGCUCCUAGAAAGAGCUCAUGCUGUUUCAAAGAGUUGGGAUGGUGCUCCAGUUGUUCUUUGUGGGGAUUUUAAUUGUACUCCCAAGAGUCCAUUGUACAACUUUAUCUCAGAGCAGAAGUUGGAUUUGUCGGCGGUGGAUAGAGACAAGGUGUCGGGACAAGCUUCAGCAGAAAUUCCUCUGCAGACAUAUAAUCCUAAUUCAGGGGCUCAGUCUGGUGAUUUUCCUGCACGAGUUCCUCCAGUGGCAGAUUUCAAGGGAAUUGGUAUGGAAAAUGAUUCCCAAUCAGAUACGAAGAAACAAAAUACUCUAGACAGAAAUAAUAUGAAAGAUGCUUCUGUAAAUUUGUCUCUGUCCAGUGAGACGAUGCAGGAUUUGUCAGAUAUGUCCUUCAAUAAUUCACAAAGGGGAGACAAUAACAGUGUAGAAUAUGAAGUGACAGCAGAAAUUCAGCAUAAUGCAGUUGGUGUUGCAAAAGGUGAAACGGGAUCAGCAUUCUCGGUUCUAGUUGAUCAUUCUAAAAAAAGUUCAAGCUGCUGUCACACUGAAGGAAAAUUUCCUGUAAAUCAGAUGGACGAUGAUGUGCAAAGAUUUUCUUCGGGCAAUUCUUCUUGUCCUGAAAAUGUGCUCUCCAACAUGACUGAGAUGGAGCCUAUAGGAAAAGAUGUCAACAUCCAUUCUAAUAAAGGAACAAGAUUGGAUGACAUUGUAAGGGAUGAUUAUUCCAGCAGGUUCACAACUGAUCCUGAGUCAUCAGAGUCAGUUGCUAAUGAUCACAGACCUUCGGUUCCUUCUCAAAUUGACUUCUCAGGUCUGUCUGAUGGCAUUGUUAUAGAGUUAGAAGAGAAAAUGGAUAAUUUGUCUCUUGAAGAGCUUAACAAAUCUAUGGUAGAAAGUGAAAAUAUUGCUGAAGACAAUUAUGCCUUUAUUGAUGCGUUAUAUGGUAAUCAAGAUGUCUAUCCAACAAACUCGGGUCAGUCAGUAAGUUCAGAUUUGGAUCAUUCAUCCAAGGAAUUUUUCAGUUCCCAGGACUCGCAGUUUUUGCUACCAAGUGAGGAAGUUUUGGAUGAUUUAUCACCUUCCUUGGAUUCCGGAUUUGCUCAGAUUGAGCAGACUACUUAUGAUCCAUCUGCAUGGGGCCCAAAGGAAAUAGCUACUGCAGCUGGCCAUGAGGACUGCAAAUUCCUGGAGCACCCUCUUCAGCUUAAAAGUACAUAUACAGAAGUCAAGGAUUCUCCGGGUACAAGAGAUUCUUACGGAGAACCCCUUGUGACUAGUUACAACAGGCGCUUCUUGGGCACAGUUGAUUACAUAUGGCGUUCUGAAGGUCUUCAGACUGUCAGGGUGCUUGCUCCAUUUCCUAAACAAGCUAUGCAAUGGACCCCGGGAUUUCCAACGAAGAAAUGGGGUAGUGAUCAUAUUGCCUUGGCGUCGGAAUUGGCAUUCACGAAAAAACCAGAACAAUCAAGACCCCAAAAAGCUGAGUAGGAAGUAUUUUUAUAGUUGCAGUUUGUGAUGGCUAAUGUUGCAUCAUGUUAAUCUUGUGUUCUUGUUGUUAUAUUUGGAAUUAUAAUGGGAUGUUUUAAUUUGAU
This is a messenger RNA of Hibiscus syriacus, 2610 nucleotides long. Its product is annotated as carbon catabolite repressor protein 4 homolog 6-like. The record is from RefSeq and is a predicted model, not a curated record. Lineage: Eukaryota; Viridiplantae; Streptophyta; Magnoliopsida; Malvales; Malvaceae. Gene Ontology annotation, molecular function: 3'-5'-RNA exonuclease activity.